AAAGCAGCCCUUAGCCACGCCCACCGCAGAGGCCAGGAACACAGGCCCCGCCCCUUAGAAGGCGGAGCCACGCAUGGCGCAUGCUCGGUGCCCUUUGUGUCCCGGGCUGCUCGGUUGCCUUUGCGGGGAAAGGCCUGGCCGCUCAGAGAGAGAAGCGGUGUCGGUGAGGAGGCAGCGGCGGCGGCGGCGGCUCGGCGGCCAUGGUGAAGAAACGGAAAGGCCGCGUCCUCAUCGACUCCGACAGCGAGGACAGCGGCAGCGAGGAGAACCUGGACCAGGAGCUCCUGUCAUUGGCCAAACGGAAACGUGGUGACUCUGAGGAAAAGGAAACACCUGCUAGUAAACCAACAGCAUCUUCAGAUUCUGAGACCUCAGACAGUGAUGUUGAGUGGACAGUUGGAGGUUCUAAAAACAAAAAGAAAGGGAAAGUUGGGAAAGCAGAGAAAAAAGGAGCCAUGAAGAAACAGAUGAACAAAGCAGCCUCAUCAGGCAGCUCUGAUAAAGAAAGCUCUGCAGAAAGUUCAGCACCUGAAGAAGGUGAGGUUUCUGAUUCUGAAAGCAACAGCUCUUGUUCCAGCUCAGAUUCUGAUUCAUCUUCAGAAGAUGAAUUCACUGAUGGUUAUGGGGAGGACCUCAUGGGUGAUGAAGAAGACAGAGCUCGUCUAGAACAGAUGACAGAAAAAGAGAGAGAACAGGAAUUGUUUAACCGGAUAGAGAAGAGAGAAGUUCUAAAGAGAAGGUUUGAAAUAAAGAAAAAACUAAAGACAGCGAAAAAGAAAGAAAAGAAAGAGAAAAAGAAAAAGCAAGAAGAAGAGCAGGAGAAAAAAAAGCUCACACAAAUUCAAGAAUCCCAGGUGUUUCUUCAGGUAAUGUCACACAAUAAAGAACGACGGUCAAAGAGAGAUGAAAAACUGGAUAAGAAAUCCCAAGCCAUGGAAGAAUUGAAAGCUGAAAGGGAGAAACGAAAGAACAGGACAGCUGAAUUGCUAGCAAAGAAGCAGCCAUUAAAAACAAGUGAAGUAUACUCAGAUGAUGAAGAGGAAGAAGAGGAUGAUAAAUCUAGUGAAAAAACUGAUCGUUCAUCCAGGUCUUCAUCUUCUGAUGAAGAAGAAGAGAAAGAAGAAGUUCCUCCAAAAUCACAACCAGUGUCUUUACCCGAAGAACUGAAUCGUGUUCGAUUAUCUCGACACAAACUGGAGCGAUGGUGUCACAUGCCUUUCUUUGCCAAGACAGUCACUGGCUGCUUUGUGCGCAUUGGAAUAGGAAACCACAACAGCAAACCAGUUUACAGAGUGGCAGAAAUAACUAGUGUUGUAGAAACUGGCAAGGUUUAUCAGCUUGGAGGUACCAGGACAAAUAAGGGAUUGCAGUUAAGGCAUGGUAGUGACCAACGUGUGUUCCGUUUAGAGUUUGUCUCCAAUCAAGAAUUCACAGAGAGUGAGUUUAUGAAGUGGAAAGAAGCUAUGUUCUCUGCUGGGAUGCAGCUACCCACACUAGAUGAGAUAAACAAGAAGGAAGUGUCCAUCAAAGAAGCCCUCAACUAUAAAUUUAAUGAUCAGGAUAUUGAGCAGAUAGUAAAAGAGAAAGAGAGAUUCCGGAAAGCACCACCAAAUUAUGCCAUGAAGAAAACUCAGCUUCUAAAAGAGAAGGCAAUGGCAGAAGACAUGGGAGAUCAGGACAGGGCAAAACAGAUUCAAGACCAGCUUAAUGAGUUGGAAGAGAGAGCAGAAGCUCUGGAUCGCCAGCGAACAAAAAAUAUUUCAGCCAUCAGUUACAUCAAUCAGAGGAAUAGAGAAUGGAACAUUGUGGAAUCUGAAAAAGCCUUAGUGGCAGAAAGCCACAGUAUGAAAAACCAGCAGAUGGAUCCCUUUACUAGGCGACAGUGUAAACCCACAAUAGUUUCCAACUCCAGAGAUCCCGCGGUUCAAGCUGCUAUUCUUGCCCAGCUAAAUGCAAAAUAUGGAUCUGGUGUAUUACCAGAUGCUCCAAAGGACAUGACCAAGAGUCAGGGUAAAGACAAAGAUAUGAAUUCAAAAUCAGCCAGUGACCUCUCAGAGGAUCUUUUCAAAGUGCAUGAUUUUGAUGUAAAGAUUGAUCUCCAAGUUCCUAGCUCAGAGUCCAAAACACUGGCUAUCACCUCCAAGGCUCCCCCAGCAAAAGAUGGCGCCCCUCGGCGGUCACUGAACCUGGAGGACUACAAGAAAAGGCGGGGGCUAAUUUGAGCCUCCCCCAUCUCAGCUGCUUCUGAUCCUGCAUGCUACAUGAUGUCCUACCCUCUAUUUUACCCCUCCCUCUUCAGUUUGAUCUUCUGGGUUGGAGCAGCACUAGAGCUGGGGAAAGACUCUUUAAAAAUUGCCAGCCAUUUGUAAUAUAAACCAUUGACUCUUUACUGUAUAUACCUCCCUUUUUGCCCUUUCUUCCUGCCCCCCCACAAAUAUGGAUCUGUGCUGUUUUUAGAGGGGGGUGUUUUUUUAAUGCAGCUGUUUGGUUUUGGCUGUGUGUAUUCAGUGUUAACCUGGAGUCUGGAUUUCUGCAGGAACCUCUUGGUGGCAGAAGCACUUAGCUGUCUCACCACCACAAGCAAGGCAAGUUAAAACAGUGGCACAAGACCUCUUGUGAAGGUCACCUGCACUUUCCCCCCUCUUCUUGUCCUAUCCUGACUCCUGGCUCUGGAGAAGGACAUAUUUACAAACUGGUUUAGUUGAAAGUGUACAUUUUGUGGGGGUGGGUGGGUUGUGACAAUUUUUCCAGGUAGUUUUUUUAUCAUUUUUAACCUGCAGUAAAUUUGUAUCUGUCUGUCACAGUUCUUUAAAGCUGUCUUGAAUUUCUAUCAGCUACAUUUGAGCAUCUGAAACAGCAGGGGCAAUUUAGUAAAUGUUUUUUUUUGUUUGUUUUUUUUAAAGAACAAUGCCUGGCUGACAGUAACUAUGUAACCUUGCAUUUCUCUGUUUCAUCUUAUAAAAAUCACUUGCCUCUUCUACAUGGCUUUGUAAAGCAGUAAGAUUCAUGCUCUUGAAUUCCCUGCUUACAGGUAGGUAAGAGCAGUUCAUCCUCCCUGACUGUUACUUAGUUCUUUCUUCCCUGUGUCAAAAAACCAACAAAAAACAAGAAAACCCUAUAAAAUCAUACCUUAUUUUGUUCUGCCACAUUGUCACCUCAUUUUUUCCAUUCUUAACUUUUUAUUAUUAUUUGCUCCAUUUUAAUUUUAACUUUAUGAAAUCUUAUUUUCCAAAUGGGAAGGAUACAGUAGAAAUAACAAACCAUAAAAGGACAGUUGUUUAACCUAUAUAUAACUGGUACAAUAUGUGCAGUGGAACUCUAGCACAAGGAUUGUAUGUAUGAAAUAUUUGAAUAGGAACAAGACGACUGCUUGAUAAUCACUCAGGUGUAAAGAUCAAAGUGUAAAUAAAUGACAUUUUAUUGAAGAGUUCUUAACAAUGAACGAGAGUGGAUUAUAAUGAACUAAAAACUGCAUACAUCUGUAACACACCAGGUCACUCUAAUGUUGGUGCUGGAAAGUGCUGACUCUGGGUUCAGGAGAAUUUUUUAUUUUUAUUUUUAAAGCAGGCCCACAAAAUCUUUGCUUAACAUCUUAAUAGAAGUUUGAGUUUUGUAGCUGUGAUCUGUGGGAUCCUUCUUGAUGCUUUAAUCCUAUUUCUUCCUUUAUUCCUUAUUUAAGAAUAGGGAGACAUGUAACUGUGGAAAAACCUGAUGAAAUGAAGGGGGGAAAAUGUGGUUCUUCUCCUGGAGUGGGUUCUUCUCAAGUUGUGUGAACUAUGUGGCUUCAUUUACAAGAUAGUCCACAGCUUUGUGGACUGUUUUGCAAAUGUGUAAUCAUUCAUUUUCCUGACUUUUUUUUUUCUCUAGCUACUUUUCUCAAGCUCUUGUGGACUUUGAUUUACAUAUGUACUUGUAACGUUUUUUUUUUUUUUUAAGUGGAUUUCUAGAAUCUGCCAGUGUAUAGCUGUUUGGGAGCCAUCAUGAUAUCCUUUGUUGAUAUGCAUCUCUAUCACCUGAUUUUUGCCAGCAACUUAAUCUGUAGGGGCCAGUUUCUCCAAUACCAACAUUUCUGAUGUAGCAAGAUAUAACCAUAAAACUCUUUUAGAGUUUUGAUUGGCCACCAGUUUCUACAAAGUUGUGAUAUAGGAACAAGAAAAGAGUAAGCAGAGUUUAAACUAAUGUUCUAAUGAUUCCACCUACUGUAAUUAUAUCAUGGCAGGCUACAACAGGAUUUUGCAACAGAGGUACACAUCCUGAUACUGAACUUCAUAAUCAAAGUACUGAAAACGUCCUUAAAUUGUAAAUAAUGUAUGUUUCCCCCUUUCUGAUUGGGUUGGAGGAGAUGAUUAAAUAAGGUGGGAGCCUGUUAUGGACAAAAGCAACAGAUAGCUCUCAUGCGUUUUCUGUUUACCAAGCAAGAGAUUUUGCUAUUAGCAGAAGUGAUGGACAAGUUUUUGUCCACUGUCUGGUUUUUCACUGAGAAUAAUGCAUUGGGGAAGUAAUUUUUCUCAAAUAGCUAUGGAACUAAUUGUGUAUGAAGAUGUAACAUUUUCUCCUCUUUAAGUGCAUGUGACAGUGAGUUAAGACAACACAGGCUCAUUGGGAGGGAUGGGUUUAUUUGCUUUAAUUCAUUGAUGUCUUGGCAGCAUUUGUUUCAAAUGUAUAGACUUCUAUAAAUAAACUUUGGUUCGUUUUAAUAAAA
Sceloporus undulatus (fence lizard) is the source of this 4702-nucleotide messenger RNA. It is a transcript of the gene RTF1, whose product is annotated as RTF1 homolog, Paf1/RNA polymerase II complex component. Gene Ontology annotation, molecular function: RNA polymerase II C-terminal domain phosphoserine binding; DNA binding. Lineage: Eukaryota; Metazoa; Chordata; Lepidosauria; Squamata; Phrynosomatidae. Gene Ontology annotation, cellular component: Cdc73/Paf1 complex. The transcript has 18 exons. Bases 201 to 2222 code for a protein of 673 amino acids. The record is from RefSeq and is a predicted model, not a curated record.